This is a messenger RNA of Schistosoma curassoni, 2258 nucleotides long. The record is from the annotation of a GenBank genome assembly. Lineage: Eukaryota; Metazoa; Platyhelminthes; Trematoda; Strigeidida; Schistosomatidae.
UUCAAACGUCUGGUAACAGGAAGCUAUGAGGUCAUAUUAUCUAGCUAUUACACUGUUAGUAUGUAAGUGUGAGAUAUGAUCAGCUUUAUACUUAAGUAUUUGUAAAUUAUGAAACUGAGGGCACCUGUGAAAUUCCUGCGAAAUAUGUGAAAACUCUGUUUUCUAUUGAAAAUGGGAAGGAAACAACUACUCAAAUCCUGAAAUCACAACUUAUACAAACUUUAGAAAGUUUAUGGGGAUCAUGUCAUAUGAUAGUGUCUGAAAAUACAAAUUCAGAUGCUGUAGAGGAUAUCGUUGUUGUUUAUAAAAACAUGACGAAAGAUUGCUUUUUUUGCUACGAUUUCAUAUUCAGAAGUCCAAAUGUUAUACAGUAUAGACGAAGUCAAUGUCAAAGACCUGAAUUCGGAUCAAAUGAAUCUACUAUAUGUGGAUCACUUGCUACAUCGGAAUUAGAGACGGGCUUCGUUCGUUCUCGUGAGGAUUACUCGGAUUUUAAUUGUAAAAGCAUUAUUGAGGGCGUUUUCGCCUUUGACUAUCGAAUUGUUGGAAGUACUGGAUUAUGCAGUAGUCCUUUUAGUUUAAUAAAAGCAUGUCAAAGACAAGGGUCUCCGCUUAGAGAUAAUUCCAUCUUAGAACAGACGUUUGGUUACUGCCCAAACUUUCAAGAUCAGUCGAUCCUUGAAGAUCCCAAUAUAGUUUUUGGAAAAGCAAAUAUUUGGCGAUGUUACGGACGCUGGACAGAUAAAAGUGGAACUAUUUGGGCUGCAAUUGCUUAUGAUACUAACCAGCUGAGAUUCCGAUACCGGUGUUUAACUACACGUAUUGAUCAACAAAAUCCUCAAGAUAUAUAUUAUUGGGGUAUGUCAACUAACUCAGACUGUAAAGUUUUAUAUAAUUACAAUAAUGCUCCUAUCAGACUAGAACUGCGACCUGCAUUUGAUCCUACAAGCCAACUAAGUGAACUGCAACCGGGAUGUAAACUACCGACUAAUUUUAGUGGUCAUUGGUUUUACCCCAGUGAAUAUCAAACUUCUGUUGAUAUCAAUGCUACACACAUAUAUAUGAAACGAAAGCAAGCAAACUUUUUAUACGACCAUAUUUAUUUUGUUUGCCGACAACAACAAGAGUCUCGUUAUUUAAUGACCGUUAUCACUCUUGGUAAAUGUGAGACAGAUUUUAUGUGUAUGGAUUUUAUGCCAAGACACCAUAAUAUAAUACGUUUUCGUAUGGGUCGUCCGUUUCCAUUAUUACAUCGUGAGCGUCAUUCGAUGGGUGCAAGUUAUAUGCAACGUUUAUAUCGUGAAGCAUGUCAUUGGAGUUCAUUUACAUUAAAUUAUAUAGAAUGGACAUAUGAAUAUUUUGUUCAAGAUCCACCAACACCAAUUAAUUGUCCUAUACAAGGAAAAUUUAAAUUCAUUCAACGUGGUCAACAACAAGAAAAGUAUAUAACCAAAAUACCUGGUGGAAUGACUCCUAGACCAUGGGUUCAAGUCCUUUGUUACAAUUAUUGGGAGUCUAAUAUUGAAGCUUGUUUAAAUGAUCCGAAAACAUUACAGCUUGAUGUACAAAAAUGUUGGCGAUUGGAUUUUUCAGGUCAACCUAUAUCUGAAUAUAACGUUGUUGAUAAUUAUAUUACAUGUGUCGGUUAUUGGAUGGAAGACACUAAGUCGUUUUUAGUUACUUAUGAUAAGGAAGAUCCAGUAAGCAAUAAUUUUCGUUGUUGGAUUUAUAAACGUUUAAGUUUUCGAACAUACCUAAUGUCACGUGGUCGUGGUAAUCGCUGUUCUAAAAUUCAAACAGCUGAAUCAUCUUUACCAGAAGAAGGUGCAUCUUUAUUAUUAGAAUUAACAGAAGAUGAAUAUCAAUUUGAUGUAUGUCCAAUGUCAUGGGAUGAUGGACGUAAUCCUUAUGCGAAUCCGGCUAUUUUAGAUGUCUAUGCAAGUGGUUGUAUACUGCGUCCAUUCAAUGGUCUAUUGAUCUGUUUAAUUUUAAUACAUAUGUUAUAUAGAUGAUGUUUACAUACAAUAACUAUCAUUCUAUAAUCAUUAAUUUGUAAACAUACAUAGGAAAAAACGGAUGCUAUUUUUCAAGAUUUUUUUUCUACAAAACUUUGCAAAAAUUAUACUUCUUUUUUAUAUGUACAAAUCGUCAGCCGACUGCUUCAGUUGUAGUUUCUUACGUCCUUCCUUUUUAUAACAUUUUUGAUUUUUGUAUAUAUUUCAAUUUUGAAAGAAUAAAAAAAAAACUUGUUUUAGUAA